CUGUUGGGACGCAUUACUACGGCGACGGGCCGGACGCCUCCAGCUUCUGGAUGAAUUAGCGGCGGGUUCUGCCCGGAGGUUGUGACCCCCGACGGAUUCCCCAGCACGCGCACGUGCCCCCACGGUGUCGCACGUGGUCCCCUGAUGGUCACAGAAUCAUGGUGUCAUGGAAAGGGAUUUACUUCAUACUCACUCUGUUUUGGGGAAGCUUUUUUGGAAGCAUUUUUAUGCUGGGUCCUUUUUUACCUUUGAUGUUUAUAAACCCAUCUUGGUAUCGCUGGAUCAACAACCGUCUUGUGGCAACCUGGCUCACGCUUCCUGUGGCAUUGCUGGAGACCAUGUUUGGUGUAAAAGUGAUUAUAACAGGUGAUGCAUUUGUUCCUGGAGAAAGAAGUGUCAUUAUCAUGAACCAUCGGACAAGAAUGGACUGGAUGUUCCUGUGGAAUUGUCUGAUGAGAUACAGCUACCUCCGACUGGAGAAAGUUUGUCUCAAAGCCAGUCUCAAAAGUGUUCCUGGAUUUGGUUGGGCCAUGCAAGCUGCUGCCUAUAUCUUCAUUCACAGGAAAUGGAAGGAUGACAAGAGCCACUUCGAAGACAUGAUUGAUUAUUUCUGUGACAUCCGUGAACCACUUCAACUCCUCAUAUUCCCAGAAGGGACUGAUCUCACAGAAAACAGCAAGGCUCGAAGUAAUGACUUUGCUGAAAAGAAUGGACUUCAGAAAUAUGAGUAUGUCUUACAUCCAAGAACUACAGGCUUUACUUUUGUAGUAGACCGUCUAAGAGAAGGCAAGAACCUUGACGCGGUCCAUGACAUCACGGUGGCCUACCCUCACAACAUCCCUCAGACAGAGAGGCACCUCCUCCACGGGGACUUCCCCAAAGAGAUCCACUUCCACGUCCACCGUUACCCCAUAGACACCCUGCCUGCAUCCAAGGAGGACCUGCAGCUCUGGUGCCACAAGCGGUGGGAGGAGAAGGAGGCAAGGCUGCGCUCCUUCUAUCGGGGGGAGAGGGACUUUUACUUUACCGGACAGACUGUGAUUCCACCUUGCAAGUCUGAGCUCAGGGUCCUUGUGGUCAAACUUCUCUCUAUACUUUAUUGGACCCUGUUCAGCCCUGCAAUGUGCCUACUCAUCUAUUUGUACAGUUUUGUUCGGUGGUAUUUUAUAAUCAUCAUUGUCAUCUUUGUACUGCAAGAGAGAAUAUUUGGUGGACUGGAGAUCAUCGAACUUGCAUGUUACCGUUUUUUACACAAACAGUCACAUUUAAAUGCAAAGAAAGAUGAGUAAGAGAAGGUGACAACCUAGGGAAUAUUUGGGAAAUGUUGUAAGCCUUUGUAAACUGAUAGGCGUUUUUGCAUGACUACGUCAAAUAUUUCUUACUACCAUCAUUAUUUGUUCAAGAUAUUUUGCACUUAGUUUUGUGGAGAAAUAUUGCUACACACACUUUUUUUCCCCUCCAAUCUCUGAAUGUAAUUUCAAUACUCAUAGCAGGGAGCAAUCGCUAUGAAAUAACUCGGGCCGAGUAUUCUUAAACAAUCAGCAGGCUGUUCACAGGCAAGGUACACACAAGAUUUUCCCAAAGGCUCGAUCCUAUUUCCUAACCAGCGCCCAGCCCAGAGGCAGAUCUGGGCUCCUGAGCACCAGGCAGCUCAAGUGCUGGUGCUUGGCUAUCGGGGUGAGGGCCCGUCCUCCUGGCUCCUUCCCUCUGAACUCCUUUCUGUGCCAAUCAAACCACUACAUCCUUCCUUAACACUAGAAAACAGACAUCUCUCGUCCUUAACCUGACCAAACACUGAUUGCAAGACCACCUGUGCCCUUCUCACCUGGAAAAUAAGGCCUGGACACGUCUCAGGGCAGCCACAGGCUCCCACCUGGCAACCUUGGUUUGAACUUCUAAAGAUAAGAAUUAGUACAAUUUAGUUCUUCGCGUCUAACCCAACCUCGCAUGCUUAGUGCUGGUGUCUUUACGAGGUGUCAGCAGGUGUAGCCUCUUCUGUGUCAAAAACACUAAAAAUCACUUUUUAAAAGGAAAGUGUAGAACAUUCUGUUAUUGCAGUCAGAAACGCUCCUUUGAAGUUGUGUCUUUUGAAAAAGCUCUUUAAAACCUGCCCAAAAAAGGAAGGUUGGUGUAUUUUCUGCAUGGGCGUGGGUCUCUCACUUCUGCCAUUAAAACAGCAACAAUGAAGCACCACUUGCAGACAGGCUGUAAGGGUUUAUCCUAAGUUAAUCAACCCUUGUACCUAUGGCAGAUUUUACUUUCAAAACCAAACCAUCACAAAAGUGAAUCUUUUAAUAACAAGGGAAGGAAUCUCUCUCAUUUUUCGUCCCAAGCUUCCUCUUUACGUAGUAAAAUUUAAACACGUUUUUGGCCAAUUUGUUCACCUACAUAUUCCUGUCACUUGGAGUCAAUGGAAGAUCCAGCAAACCAACAGCACCGACAGCCUUCUGAGGCACCAAAACUGCGUGGUCCUUUCCACUCUGCUGAAGCCCGGCACUGCUUUUUUAUUUUUGUGAUGAAAGGAGGGUGCUGGUCAGAGCAGCAGAAAAUCCGAGGCAAUUAAAAGUCUUUAGCUGUUAGCAAACCUGUCAUCUUUACUCCUGCCUUGAACCAGCCUCAGAGCCAUUUAUUGUUUCAUGCACUGUUUUGGCAUGAACGCCGUCCCCUUCAUCACAUCUCACUUUUGCUCGACAGUGACUUUUACCCCACAACUGAAACGUGCGCUGCCGUGACAGGUAAGCACUUCACAAGCUGAACUUACCGAGCCGCUGCUUUUGGAAAGUGCUGUUCUCGGCAGACGCUGGCAGACCGGGCAGACACUGUUGACACAGGGUCCCUGUUGGAAGCGAACUAACUCUUGCCUCUGCCCAGACCCACCAGCUUCUAUGUAGCUGCGCCCUCGAGGCUGUUUUUAAUCCUCCCGAGCUGUUAAUUAGAUACUAUGUACAUCUGCUGCAAACGCAGCUGUAAAACUAUACUUUUUUUAGGGUGUAUUUUUUUAAAAUUUUUUUUCUUAAUAAAAGAGGUUUGUAAUUUAGGUUUCUCUCAGACUUCCUUUGGUUAUAUCUGGAAACACAGAAGCAGUCUUAACAAUGGGGAUUGCAUCUGCCCUGAGCACAGGGGGAAAAGGGGUUUUCUGCCCCGCAGGUGUUGACGUUGCUGCCGUCCACCCAUCCCUGCAGCCUCUCAGCUCAUUGUUCAAGGCCUACGUCCCCUUUAACUGUCCUCUCUAACUGUUGGGACUUGUAAAAGGGAAAAUCUUGUCUUUCUUUUUUAAAAACAUUUUUAGACCAUAACAUGUUUAAGAUAAAAUGCAAACUUACUUUCUACCUACCCAAAAUUCAUAAGCACUAAAACUGGGGAAUAGAGACAGUGUACUUCCUGUAAGAAUUAGAAAUAACGUCAAAAAGAAAAAAGUUGUUUAUGUGUUAACCUACACAUCUGUAUUCUUCUUAUUUUAAAAAAAUUUAAAUAAUACCGUUAAUGAUGUGGGACGUAAAGCUCUCUAAGAUUAAUAAGGAAAUGUCAAGCAGGAAUUAAUUUAGUUUCCGGGUUGUGAUUGGCCUCAGCAAAUCAAAAUCAAAAGCCCCCCCCACCCCCCACACCUUCCCACGCUGUCCCUGCGACUCAGCAACCACUAAACACACACGACUCCCUUCAGGCUUUGAAGGUCCACUCAUUGCUAUACGUCCAACUGUUAACUCUUUACCAUUCAGGAACGUUUUAAAUCCAGCGAGUGUGGUGUAUGUAGGACAUGAACCGUUAUUCUUAACUAGGAACCCACAAGGAAGGGCGCGGAUCAGGUCUCCCAUUCUCCCACCGACACCUUUGAUGGAACAAGCCAAAAGGAAUUGUGAGAUCCUGUAGAACAUGGUAAAAGACUGAAAGAAAAACAAACGUUAGACAGAGCCCCUAAUUUAAAACUCCUAAGAAAAUCCUUCCCUGUGUGUUACACUAUUAAAGCACAGAUUGGGGGAAAUAACAGCCUCCACUUGAGUCCCUUGGAAGGCAGCUCCUUCCGCAGCACCACGUCAGAAACCGAGCGCGGGAGCCCAGGCUGAAUCCCGCCGGGACGCCGCUCUCUCUUCGCCCGGACUUCAGGCUCUGGCCGCGACCACCCCCAGGCCCCGAGCGCUUCUACAAGAGCCUGGUGGAGGGAGCCUGUCGGUAUUAAACUGUUUACAUUUCUUUAUAUAAAUAAUGUGCUUUCAGUGCCUUAGUUACAGGUCCCUUUCUUUUCCUUGUUCCAAGAAUUCUGCAGUGUGUUCCUUAGGUGAAAGUCUCCUCACUGCCCACCGGGAGUGGUGUGUAAGCCACCGGGCACCGUGGUAUAAACACCGCUCCCGAUGCCGUCCGGAGCGGAGAGCGAGGCGCCGGCCGCGGUUGCCCUGGUGCCAACGUGUGUGCCACAGAGAACACAAAGGGUCUCGUGGGGUGGGGGGCGUCGGAUGGGAUAUGGCCCUAACGUGGUCUUGGACCAACUUUAAAUUUUUAUUUCUGAAGAGAAUCUUGAUUUUGGUAAUUUGUUUUUUAAAGGAUCAUUAUGUGGAAAACAAAUUUUAAAAAUAACUCACAGAAUGGCCUUAGUUUUUGAUGUCCACUGGUAUGUUUGUGAGUUGUGUUAUCUGUAAUGUAAACCCCA
This is a messenger RNA of Pteronotus mesoamericanus, 4642 nucleotides long. RefSeq names its product lysocardiolipin acyltransferase 1 (gene LCLAT1). The coding region runs from base 159 to 1289 and encodes 376 amino acids. The record is from RefSeq and is a predicted model, not a curated record. Gene Ontology annotation, molecular function: acyltransferase activity. Lineage: Eukaryota; Metazoa; Chordata; Mammalia; Chiroptera; Mormoopidae. Gene Ontology annotation, cellular component: endoplasmic reticulum; endomembrane system. Gene Ontology annotation, biological process: phosphatidylinositol acyl-chain remodeling. The transcript is spliced from 6 exons.